AUGGAUGGCAAUAUGACUACAGUAAUGGCUUCAGAGAAAGCCCUGAAAGAAGAUGAGUUGGACAAGCAAGGACUUGUACAGGAACAAGAGCAGGAGGAGGAAGAGGAAGAAGGGGAGACCCGUUGUAUAUGUGGCGAACUGGAUCCACCGGAUGGAUCAGGACUAUUCAUUCAGUGUGAAGAGUGCGGGGUAUGGCAGCAUGGCUACUGUGUUGGCAUCACGGAUGGAGUCAGCAAUGCACCUGAUAAGUAUUGGUGUGAACAAUGUAAACCAAACUUACACCAUCUUUAUCUGACUGAUGCUGGUGAGAAUAAGUCUAUAUAUAAGCCUGUUCAGCAGAAAAAAAGACAAUAUCGAAGGAAUGCUAGGUCACAUCUCAAUGGCGAUGUUCCUGAUCAAGAGACAAGUUCAAUGAGUGAAUCGUCCCAGAAAACGAAGAAGGAACAACAUUUGGAAGAUGAUAACGAUACAUCACAGGCAAAUAGAAAGCCCAGAAAGCAUCGCUCACAUGACGAUUCCAACAUAAGCGAGGAUUAUACUCUCAAGGGUGAAAACGAUGACCUGGAUCCACUCACACAAGAAACUUCAAACCCUACUGGCGAGGGGAAUGAUGAUGAAGAGGCAAAAAAAUUACAAGAUAGGAAAAGAGCAACAUUAGUUGAGAGAGAGGAGAAGCAAUAUCAAUGGAUGCUGGAAAAGGCACUAAAGGAAAGCAGGAGAAUAUCAAAUCCAGAGGAAAACAAUCCAGAAGAUCAUGGAGUGACACAAUCCAAUGAUGCUGAAGGUGCAAAAGUGAACUUGGGGGAGCAAUCCAAUGAUGUUUCUCAACGUACAAAUAGUGAACAACCUAUUCCAUCAAAUAAAAUUAUUGGAAAAGAGAGCAAUUCCAAAGAGGAAGAAGAAAAACAAUCUUCAAAAGAAUCUAUUUCACCUUCAGCAUCCACCACUACAAUUUCUUCAUUGGAGGAAAAACCAACACAUACAUUUUCUAAACCAAGAAAGUCUUCUAGGAUUACCAAACCGGGGAGAAGAGGACCAUAUAGAAAUAACCGUAAUAAAACUGCUAAUGACAACAAGACCCAGAAUGAUAUUGACAUAACGAAACCAGUUAAACCAAGGCUACCUCCACAAAGAACCUCACUUAAUGAAAUGAGAAGACGUGUGGCUGCAAUCUUGGAAUUUAUCUCAAGAACACAGUGGGAAUUAAGUCAGGACCAAAAAGGUAGGGAUUAUUUGGUAGAAUUUGUUGAAAAUCAAGAGUACAUCAGUAAAAUUGAUUCCAUUUUCCAAAAUUAUAACACGUCUUUGGCUCUUAUGGAUGAUCUCACAAGACAAUUACUUUUAUGGGAAAAGAAGUAUGCCACUUCGAGCCCUCAAUCCUAG
Messenger RNA from Naumovozyma castellii, 1383 nucleotides. RefSeq names its product Cti6p (gene CTI6). The record is from RefSeq and is a predicted model, not a curated record. Lineage: Eukaryota; Fungi; Ascomycota; Saccharomycetes; Saccharomycetales; Saccharomycetaceae. The transcript has a single exon. Bases 1 to 1383 code for a protein of 460 amino acids.